Molecule: messenger RNA, 381 nt
Organism: Purpureocillium takamizusanense
Lineage: Eukaryota; Fungi; Ascomycota; Sordariomycetes; Hypocreales; Ophiocordycipitaceae
Exons: 3
Coding region: 1-381 (126 amino acids)
Biological process (GO): carbohydrate metabolic process
Source: RefSeq, a predicted model, not a curated record
AUGCGUCAUUUCACAGUCAAGUCCGCUCUGCUGUCCGCCGUCGGCCUGCUGCUGCCGGGCCCGGCCCAGGGACAACAGCAGUAUGAAGCUCACAACCGGACGCCCGCGUCGUGCCCGGACUACUUCGAGUACUCCAAGGAGCCCCACAAGCCAUUGUCCGAGGGGCGGCUGGCGCUGCCGUUCAUGAGGCCGAGCCCUGAGUGCCGGACGUUUAACAGCUCUGCCGUCGAGAAAGUCAUUCGAGACAUCAAGUCCCGUCUCCAGGAUCCUGAUUUGGCUCGCCUUUUUGAGAACACCUUCGCCUCCACUCUCGACACGACGGUCAAGUAUUUUGACCCCAAGAUCAACCUGGCAUUCAUCGUCACGGGUGAUAUCACGUAG